Messenger RNA from Triplophysa rosa, 1271 nucleotides. RefSeq names its product hyaluronan and proteoglycan link protein 2 (gene hapln2). The coding region runs from base 134 to 1162 and encodes 342 amino acids. Gene Ontology annotation, molecular function: hyaluronic acid binding. The record is from RefSeq and is a predicted model, not a curated record. The transcript is spliced from 5 exons. Lineage: Eukaryota; Metazoa; Chordata; Actinopteri; Cypriniformes; Nemacheilidae. Gene Ontology annotation, biological process: cell adhesion.
AACAUCUGCAACUUCAGAUGAAAAUAACCGUCACAAAUUUUUUGGAUUUCCUUAUUUUAAAACGAGAAAAUGAUUAUACCGUGAUUUUUCUUUCCGCGUCAUCAUCUUGUUCAUUUGGAAAUACCAUCCAUAGAUGAAUGCCAUCAUGAACUGUAUAGCUGUUCUUGUGACAUUAGUCUGGUGUUUCUCUUGGAUCUGUGCAAAACACCAUCACCACAAUCAAGAAAAAGACAAAGUACUGAAAUACCUUUUGGAGCCACCGGUAUAUGCCGAGGUCACUGCUUGUCGUGGACACAUGGCCAUUUUGCCAUGUAUGAUGAUGAUCAAACCAGCGCACUACAGAGUGAAGUGGACCAAGAUUGAACCCCUCAAAACGGGAGUGCAAAACAUAGUGCUCAUAACAACUGGACACGAAGAUAAAAAGUACGGCUCACUUGGGCCUCGAGCAUCUCUUCUGCGUGCACACAGCCUAGAUGUUUCCCUUCGCCUUACCGACCUGGAGCUGGAGGAUGACGGUAGCUAUCGAUGCGAACUAAUCAAUGGAAUCGAGGAUGAAAAUGUCAUCAUUACUCUGAGAAUCGAAGGAGUUGUAUUUCCUUACCAAAGCCAACGUGGCCGGUACAGAUUUACUUUCUUUAAUGCUCAAGAGGCUUGCGCUGAGCAGGAUGCAACUCUUGCCACACACAAGCAGCUUUAUCGGGCCUGGACUGAAGGCUUGGAUUGGUGUAACGCCGGAUGGCUGAAUGAUGGAACUGUUCAUUACCCAAUUCUGCACCCACGGCCGGCUUGCGGAGGUGGUCUCCUGCCAGGCAUCCGGAGUUAUGGGCCACGGCAUAGAGCACAGGAACAAUUUGAUGCUUUCUGCUUCACCUCUACCACUAAGGGCUCUGUGUUCUACAUUCCAGGCCCGUUGAAUUUUGUAGAGGCAGAACAUGCAUGCAGAAAAGAGGGUGCCGGUCUAGCGAGGGUUGGUCAGAUCUAUUCCUCUUGGAAGUUUCAGAUGCUGGACCGCUGUGAUGGAGGCUGGCUGCAGGAUGGCAGUGUACGGUUUCCCAUCAUAAACCCAAGGGAACGUUGUGGGGGGGUUACAGAACUGGGCAUUCGCAGCUUUGGCUAUCCCAGCAAAUCUUCCCGCCUUUAUGGGGUUUACUGCUACAGGUAACUGCUGCAGGCUUUUCCACCAGCAGGAUACUGUAUACUGACUUACUGCUACGUUUUAGGUUUAUUGUAAUUUAUCCUUCAUCUCUGCAGAACAUAACAUUAUGGGGCAC